Molecule: messenger RNA, 423 nt
Organism: Oikopleura dioica
Lineage: Eukaryota; Metazoa; Chordata; Appendicularia; Copelata; Oikopleuridae
Source: the annotation of a GenBank genome assembly
AUGUCGGAAGCUGAAGUUGCCCCAACCCCCGCCGCUGCCCCAGUCGCUGCCGCCGCUGGUUUCACCGUCGAGACCGCCGUCCAGGAAGUCCUCAAGCAGGGUAACUUCCAGAACGUCCUCUCCCGAGGUUUGAACGAGGCUGUCCGAGCCCUUGAGCGACGAGACGCCAUCGUCUGCCUCUUGGCCGAGAACUGCGACGAAGGAAACUACGUCAAGCUCAUCGAGGCUCUUGCCCGAGAACACUCCAUCCCAAUGCUCAAGAUUGGUGACAACAAGACCCUCGGCGAGUGGGCUGGUCUCUGCAAGCGAGAUCGGGAGGAGAACGCCCGAAAGGUUGUCGGAUGCUCUUGCGUCGUCGUUCGAUCCAUCGAAGACUGCGAAGCAUGGGACUUCCUCCAGGGACAGAUCCGAACCCAGGCCUAA